Messenger RNA from Geodia barretti, 201 nucleotides. NCBI's taxonomy places the organism in Eukaryota, Metazoa, Porifera, Demospongiae, Tetractinellida, Geodiidae. The record is from the annotation of a GenBank genome assembly.
AUGCGAAUUCACGAAGUACGAGAACUUAAUGACGAGCAACUCCAGGAGGAGUUGGCCAAGGCCGGCCGUGAGUUGAUGAACCUGCGGUUCCGCGCUGCGACCAAUCAGCUGCCCAACUCCAAUGAACCUGUGACAGUUAGAAGAACCAUUGCCCGCCUGCGUACGGUGAUCCGCGAGCGGCAGAUAUUGGAGGGCCGUUAG